CACUGUUAUCUAUCGCUCCCGGGUCCGACUCCAAAUAUCUCCACUUCGUCCCCCCCCCCCCUCUCACCGCGCCGCCGUCAAUUCGGCGCUGGAUCGAAGCGGGAUGUAUCUGCAUCCCUCCUCCACACAAAGUUCGUGCCUUUGCCUUCUCUCUCCUUUGGCGAUCUGCGAUUCGUCUUCCGGAUUGUUCGGUGCCUCAAGUGGUUGGAAGAGGAGGCAAUCGCAAUAUUAGAAGAAAAGCUUUAAAAGGUUUACUUGGGACUCUGAGGAGUUGUAGUGUUGCAAAAAGAUAAUGCUGAAUGAUGAAGGUGGCGGGCUGGGGCACAAAGCGCACCAGGAGUGCUCUGAACCCUGUUCGAAUUCGGGCCCUAAUCACACUUUAAGGGAUGUUUUCCCCUCUCAAAGUGGAGGGCCGCAGAAGGGAGGAGGGCCAGGUGCAAUUUCACAGGUAAGGCACAUGGGUGGGGCUGUUGAUUUUCCAACGAUUAGCAUAGUGAUAUCCCACCCGGAGGACAUUUCAAAGCCUGACAUGAGCACCUCAAAGACUGGAGCUUCAGAGGGAUAUGAGGGCAUCAGUGCAGUGGCAGCAGCUGCUUCUUCCAAGAAGGUCUUCUUGCCCACUGAGAGUGACAAGGAUCAGUGCAGAGUUUGUCACCAACAAACAGAAGAACCGUUUAUUGAUCUUGGUUGCCGAUGUCGAGGUGAGCUUGCAAAAGUGCACCGCUCUUGCAUAGAAAUCUGGUUUCGUACUAAAGGUUCAAAUAAAUGCGAGAUUUGCCAGCAGGUGGCUUCAAAUGUGCCAUUUCCAGAGCUCCAACCAAGUACAAAUUACUGGGUUUGGAGGGUCAAUUCAGCUCAUGGCAGGGGGCAACAAGAACAAGAAAGGGGAUGCUGGAACCCACUUUGGGUUGCAUUUGCCCUUCUAAUUGGAGGACUCUUUUUGGAUGUGCUAAUAUCAGUUUCUCUUGGUAUUUCUUCACUGCCUGUGAACAUCAUAACUGGUGUUCUUAUCGUGCUGGGUUUUGCUGCUGCUCUUCGGCUUUCUAUGGAGUGCUGCCAGGAGAUUGGUGCAGCAAGACAUAUCCCACCAGAUGUGACUAUGAAUCCUGGGUACCAUCCUACAGCGUAGCUAUUGUUGUAUAUAACACAAAGAAAGUGUAUAGUUGUUGCCGCUAUUAUUUGUGUUUCUGAAAUAUUUUACUUCACAAGUGAUUGGGUAUAUGUCAAUUGUUUGCUUAAUAUCGUCUGCACAUUUCACUUUCCAUUUGUUAUUUAAUGAAGGUUGUGUAUUAUUACUUA
Molecule: messenger RNA, 1299 nt
Organism: Musa acuminata subsp. malaccensis (wild Malaysian banana)
Lineage: Eukaryota; Viridiplantae; Streptophyta; Magnoliopsida; Zingiberales; Musaceae
Molecular function (GO): zinc ion binding
Source: RefSeq, a predicted model, not a curated record